Messenger RNA from Drosophila ficusphila, 1078 nucleotides. RefSeq names its product zinc transporter ZIP9-B (gene Zip102B). Gene Ontology annotation, cellular component: membrane. The transcript is spliced from 3 exons. Gene Ontology annotation, biological process: zinc ion transport; transmembrane transport. The record is from RefSeq and is a predicted model, not a curated record. Bases 86 to 964 code for a protein of 292 amino acids. NCBI's taxonomy places the organism in Eukaryota, Metazoa, Arthropoda, Insecta, Diptera, Drosophilidae. Gene Ontology annotation, molecular function: metal ion transmembrane transporter activity.
AUCGCUAAUAAAAAGUUUGAGUUGGCUUAAACAUGUAAACGUUGAUAAUAUUAUGCGUUUGUGUACGUGGUUGGGUUAAGCAGUCAUGGCUGAGGAGACAAUUGUUCUUAUUUUAUUAGUUUUCGUAAUGCUUGUUGGGUCAUAUGCGGCUGGCAGCAUUCCGAUGUUGAUGAAAUUAAGCGAGGAGAAAUUGAAGUGUGUCACAGUGCUGGGUGCCGGCCUACUAGUGGGAACUGCACUAGCCGUUAUAAUACCAGAAGGUAUUCGGUCGUUGUACAUGGGUAGUGGGCAACCACAACUGAUAUCUGACCCUGAACAUCAGGAUUACUCAAAGACUAUUGGACUUUCCCUUGUUCUCGGUUUUGUCUUUAUGAUGUUGGUGGACAUAUCACAACGUAAGAGCAAUAUCGGAAGUGAUAAAAAAAGUAAUGCCACUCUUACUCUAGGGUUGGUGGUACACGCCGCAGCUGAUGGCGUUGCUUUGGGAGCAGCAGCCACCACAAGCCACCAGGAUGUUGAGAUAAUUGUGUUUUUGGCAAUUAUGCUUCACAAGGCACCGGCAGCAUUUGGCUUGGUAACUUUUCUGUUGCAUGAAAAACUUGACAGGAAAAAAAUUCGACGACACCUUGCAGUGUUUUCACUAUCAGCACCGCUCUUAACUAUUUUAACAUAUUUUGGAAUUGGCCAGGAGCAAAAAGAGACAUUAAAUUCAGUUAAUGCCACUGGGAUAGCUAUGCUAUUUUCAGCCGGAACGUUCUUGUACGUUGCCACCGUUCAUGUUUUGCCAGAGCUUACGCAGAAUGGAUUUUCACAAACUGAUCAGCACGAUUAUCGUUUGCUAGAAGAAUCGCGCGAUGAGAUAAACGGAAGCCACAGUAUACAGGCGUUAAAAUACAGUGAAUUGCUAAUCAUGAUCUGUGGUGCGCUUCUGCCUCUAAUCAUAACAUUCGGACAUAAGCACUAGUAGUAAAAGGGUAAUGUUUAAUCUAAUUUGUGUUUAAGCUCUUAAGAAAAUAGUUUAAUAAAAAUUUACUAGAGGGAUGCUUACUAUAUGUAUUCAAUCAUCAUUUAAACAAAA